Messenger RNA from Lycium ferocissimum, 914 nucleotides. Its product is annotated as enoyl-CoA delta isomerase 1, peroxisomal-like. The transcript is spliced from 2 exons. Bases 132 to 863 code for a protein of 243 amino acids. Gene Ontology annotation, biological process: fatty acid beta-oxidation. Gene Ontology annotation, cellular component: peroxisome. The record is from RefSeq and is a predicted model, not a curated record. Lineage: Eukaryota; Viridiplantae; Streptophyta; Magnoliopsida; Solanales; Solanaceae. Gene Ontology annotation, molecular function: delta(3)-delta(2)-enoyl-CoA isomerase activity; enoyl-CoA hydratase activity.
GGAUUGCACGGGCCAUAGGCACCUAGUAUACAGAGAUCAUCCUUCAAAGAGGAAAGGGGAAACACUCUCACCCACCAUUAGUAUUUUUCAUUACCAUCACCCACUUUUCUUCCAUCGACAGAACCGAAGCGAUGUGCACAUUAGAGAAGAGAGGCAACAUAUUCUUCCUAACCUUAACUGGCACAGAUGAACACCGUUUACACCCCAACCUCAUCGACUCCAUCCGAGCCGCUCUCCGCACCGUAAAAUCUGAAGCUACUUCCUCUUCUUCCGCUCUGAUUACCACAGCCCAAGGCAAAUUCUUCUCCAAUGGUUACGAUCUUAAAUGGGCCUUAGUCGACAAAGCCCGUCAACAACUCAUGUCCAAGAAACUCCGUUCUCUCGUUUCCGACCUAAUCAAUUUGCCUGUCCCCACAAUCGCUGCUAUCACUGGACACGCGUCAGCUGCUGGGUUUGUAUUUGCGAUGUGCCAUGAUUAUAUCCUUAUGCGUAAGGAUCGAGGGUUUCUUUACAUGAGUGAGCUUGAUAUUGGGUUUCCUAUACCUAUUUGGUUUUCGGCUUUGUUGAAGUGUAAAGUUGGGUCGCCUGUGGUUUGGCGUGAGGUGGUGUUGAAAGCAACUAAGUUGACUGGUGACAUGGCAGUUGAAAGGGGUAUUGUGGAUUCGGUUUAUAAUGGAGUGGAAGAGACAGUGGAGGCAGCUGUGAAGCUAGGUGAAGAAUUGGUGAGAAGAAAGUGGGAUGGGAAAGUGUAUGCUGGUUGUAGGAAAACACUGUAUGUGGAGCUGUUAAAUAAGCUUGGUUCUGAUGAGACUGUGGGAGAUUAUGGGGACGACCAGGCAAAUAAGACUAUCUCCAAGCUGUGACCGACACUAUGACUCAGGCAUUUGAAAUAAAAGGAGUAUUCUGUUGGAGCA